Dermacentor andersoni is the source of this 4431-nucleotide messenger RNA. The record is from RefSeq and is a predicted model, not a curated record. NCBI's taxonomy places the organism in Eukaryota, Metazoa, Arthropoda, Arachnida, Ixodida, Ixodidae.
CGUCAGCUGUCUUUCUCGCAUCGAAGUUCCGCCUCCCUACACCUGGGGAAGACGGCAUACGAUUUCACAGGCCCACCACCCAUGCACUUGCCUCUACGAUGGUGCCUGACCGAGGACCCACAGCUUUGACAGCGCAAGCGUAUCGCGUUGAACUUCUUUUUGCGACUUCUCUGGUUCUGCUAUUCACCAAUGUGUCAAUUGCCGCAGCUCGCCAUUGCUCGUUUGAAGAUGGGAUAUGUCCAGACUGGGUAUCUACCAAUUGCAGCAAACAGGCCUGCUUUCAGGCACGCAGGGUUGCCGAGAUGAAGCACGGACCUACCCAAGACCACACACUCAAGACAGGGGACGGCUGGUGCGCUUAUGCGACGACAGAGCAACCAGCAGGCGGCCUCUCUGUUGCCCAACUUUCGAGCCUCGCGGAAGGGCCUUUUUGCUUCACUGGGUGGUACCACCAGUCAGGCACGCAGGACGACCAAGUGAAGUUCUACGCUGGCCGUGCACCUGGCAUGAGCAAGUUGUUCUACGCCACUCAGCGAGACAUGGCCGGCAGGUGGCAGCGGGUGCGAUACUCUGAGAAGCGCACUGGACAAAUUGAGAUAAUGAUUCGCCUGCACGUUCCACGUUCCCCCGAGAGAGGCGUCUUCGCGUUGGACGACUUAAAUGUGGAAAGCCAGGAAUGUGCACCUGAGCGCCCGAGCGGUUCCUGCGACUUCGACUGGGAUGAAACGUGUGGAUAUAGCCUGGGAAACGGCAGCGAAAUGUGGCAGUAUGCAGGCGUGCAUCGACAGCCCUUUCACGGAGUAGACUAUUCAACAAACACAGACAGCGGUGGCCUGGUAUAUAUACACGCGAAGAGUAACUACACACGGGCUGUGCUGACGUCACCAACAAUCCCUGGCCGGAAGAGUCCACACAGCCUUCAGUUCUACUAUUACAUUGACCAUAACAGUCAACCCCAACAGUACCUCCUUAGUGCGACAGUGGAAGGCGCAAGUAUUCGGAAUGUCUGGAUGAGGUCUUCGAGCGAGCUAAGCAGAGGAUCUUGGACCGCGGCACACGUGACAUUUCAGGAGGAACAAAGCUUUAAGAUCAAGUUCAAAUGCACCAUCAGAGGAAAGAAGUUCCCCCACUCCCUCUGUGCCAUCGAUGCUAUUUGGGUUCGAGGCUGCAAUAAUAACAGAGCCACGGAGAACUUGUGUAACUUUGAAAAUGGCUGGUGCACUUGGAGGAACCGCGUGGCUUAUCUCAACAAUUCACCGUGGAUACUCGGCGGUGGGACAACGAAGACAACACUGCCGAGACCACCCCAAGACCACACCUUCGGGAACGCCACAGGAUCCUAUUUGUUCUUCAGCAACUUCGAGCAGAACAAAGGCAAUAAGGCAGAACUCAUCAGCGAGAUCCUCACCUGGAGCCGCAAGAUAACGCAAUGCGCAGAGUUUUGGUACAUCAUCUCUGAAGAUCCGGAGAUGAACCUUGAGGUGCAAACUAUUGGCACGUCCGACCACUAUGAAAGGGGCGUUCCUCUGUGGGCACAGAAAGGCGGAAGGUCACUGGCAUGGCAGCAAGGUCGCAUCGCUGUGCCUCAUAACAGAAGGGUCAUUUUUGUGGGUACUGCCGGCGCUGCCUCCAGGCCAGGCUACAUCGCACUCGACGAUAUUUCUAUCGUGCACGAUGACCGCUGUGAAACGCUACCCCAAGACGGUGAAGCCUUGCCUGCAACGGACCUGCUGAGCUGCUCUUUGGCGGGAUGGAACUUCUGCCAUUGGUCGUCGACAGCGGUCUUGUCGAAAACAUGGCAUUUCGGGCUCCACCCUUAUUCCAGCCUGGCGCCUGCGACAGCUCCGGAAAAUCCUAAAGGCAACAUCGCAUACCUGGAAGGAACAAAUCUGAACAGCAACCAGGGAUCAGUGCAGCUUUACUCCACUAUGGUGGGACCCCAGUCGGAAGUAGCGUGUUUCUCGGUCUGGUACCACAUGUUCGGUGGACAGGGCGCCGUGCUGAGGCUGAAUGUCGUCAAGUCGCCAGCCUCGAGCGGGGUUCGCACCUCUUCACCGCUGUUCUUUCAGCGGGGUCGCACUACAGCAGAUAUUUGGUACAACGUGCGCAGGACGGUGAGCCUCGACAGCGUCCACAACAAGCUUGUCUUCGUCGUAUCCAGCGAAAAGUCAAUGAACAGGGAAACUGGGCUGGCUCUGGGACCUAUGAAUUUUACCUCUGGAAGAUGCGACGUGCUUACGGACGGGCGGGGUUACUGCGAUUUUGAGUUUGACACUUGUGACUGGGUGGUUGACAGCGGAUGGUGGCGGGAACAAAAAUCAAGCGCACAUAUUGCAUUGGACCCAAUUUCUGGACCUGUCAACUCCGUCUUCGUCCUCACUGCGACACAGCGCACGGCGUCGCCCGCGCGCGCCACUGUCACCAGUCCAGAAUGGCCAGGCCAAAAGGAGCCUCAGUGCCUCGAGUUUUGGUAUUUGCCGGCCGGAAAGAACGCCGCUCGCUUACAGGUCGAAGUCGUGGUCAACGGAAAGAGUGAAGUUGUUUGGCAGCAGCCCCCCUACACGAGAAGUGAGUGGAUGCUAGCGCGGUCACAAAUCCUACAGGAAAAGAAAUUCAAGGUGGCAUUCCGCGCAAAAUUCUCGGAAAGCCUAACAGAACCGAUCAGCCUGGACGACAUCAUUCUACGGCCUGAGCCAUGCGUCCAUCCUGUCCAGUGCGACUUCUUCGAUGGCCUCUGCGGUUACAUCAACAAAUUCCAAGGGGACUUUCGCUGGCUUGUAGGAACGGGUCGGUAUGUGGCUCCUCGCAUGCAGCCAGCCGUGCCACGAGAAACAGAUUCCCCUCCAUUCGCUUACCUGGACCUGACCACGGGCACAUCGGACGUUACCGCAGAGGUCGCAGACAGCACCUCAGCGACCGCCAAGGCUGUAGGGCUUCUCAGCCCUCUAUUCGACGCCCCUGACGAUGGAACUCAGCUGUCUGUCCAGUACUACAGAAAUGGGCCGGAUAUAACAGCGGCCAAUCUCUCCAUCUCCUGCUAUGGAAACGUGUACGACGCGGUGAAUAUCACGGCCCCGUCCUACGUCGAACUGGUCCAGGUAUCCCAAUGGACCACUCUGAACGUGACACUCAAACGGGGCACCCACUGCCAACUCUCAGUGUGGGUGACUCGCGGUGAGGGUACCAAUGGUACGAUGGCGAUUGCAUCCGUGCAAGCCACGCGCACAGAGCCAGCUGCCGCACCGAAAGGGAACUCUGAUACUCCCUAUCGGUGCACAUUCGAAGAUGGAACUAUGUGUGGGUGGAGGCCGGGAAACUUCUCCCUUAAAUGGGCUUUAAAUGAUCCAAGCAAGAAGAGUCCAGACUUUCCGCGGUUUGACCACACCCUCAAGGCUUACAGAGGCCGCUUUGCAUUUGCCACAAACAACGAGGACCACGAACCGCAGCAUGCGAUUCUCAUCAGUCCUGAUUUGGAUGUCAAUGCAACCAGCGGAGCUUGCCUCAGCUUAUGGGUGUUUACCGUCCACGCACAACACGUAAAUCUCGACAUACGGUGUGGAGGCGAUCAGCUGUUUGGAACAGUCACUCACCCCAGCCACAGAUGGGAUCACGUAAUCGUCGACUUCAAGAGGCCUGAGAGUAAAUUCAAGCUUUGGAUAUCAUUUUACAUGGAGCCUGGCCUAGUUGCUCUCGAUGAUAUACAAAUAGAUUCGGGACCAUGCCUGCCAAGAGAUUUUUGUUCCUGGGAAGUGGGAUCUCCGUGCCUAAUAAUCGCAGCUCCGGACAGCUUCGACGCCUGGAAAAUUCGGCGCGCCGCGGAUAUUCGCUUUGCAGACCAUACCAUCAAGAAUUUGACAGGUCGAUACUUGUACCUAAACACAACUGCAGUGGUCUCGCACCACCCUGUGUCCCGAGUGUUCAUGCAGAGACGUCCACCCACUGCGGCCACUUGCGUCACCUUCUGGUGGAGCGGCCACGGCGCUCCUGGCCGGCUUAAUGUGUAUAGAUUCACGACGGAGACAGCGCUAAGAGAUCCGCUGGUUUCUGUGUACUCCCACUCGCAAGACGGCCAGUGGCUAGCACGCACCGUGACCAUCACCUCAAGCAGAGAAUGGAACCUUGUCUUUGAAGGUGUGGCCGUUGCGGCAACAAAAACAGGGUCCGGUAUUAUGGUUGACGACGUUGAGUUUACCGACGGCGAAUGUCCACCGUACGAAUUAUGCUCAUUCGAGGAUGAGUGUCUACCUUGGAGGAUUCCGAGAAAGGAGGCUGCGUUUGAAGUGGAGCGAGCGGGAUCCUUCGAUAAGCUGCCCCAAGACCACACGAUGCAAACCGAAGAAGGUCACUACCUUCUCUUCAAAAGCCCUGGCACCAAGGGAAACAGGACAUCUCUAAUAUUGCGGGAGCCGAUGCGAUAUUAGUGCAUCACCU